UGGCCCCAGCACCCGCGCGGAGUUCAGGCCUUGGCGGCUUUUCCCCCAGAGCAGCGCGUGGUCUACGCGGCAGUUGCUGGGCGCCGGGACUGCUCCCGGGGUAGCGAGGGAUGCUGAAGGAAUUGUAGCUAUCCAGACGUAUAAUGAGAGGACUCAUACCAGAAUACAGUCACUGUAAUCCUUAGACACCUGGAUUACCACAAUUACUUCUGAUUUAUACAGGAAUGUAACUGAACAUAGAGUAAAUCAAUGGUGGAAAUUAUUUCAGUGCAUAAAAUAAAGAACUGAGUUUUCUGAUGUAUUGCUCUUAAGCAUGUACACCACAGAACCACAAAAUGAACAUUUGGAGGAUAAAAACACCCCAUCAUCUACAACUCCUCAGAUCCUCAAAGAUAGUAGUAUUCGUGAACAUGAAGAAACUAAGGAAAGUGUCUUGUCACAAACAAAGGAAACAAAACCACAGAAAGAAAAGAAGUAUUCUUGUCCUCCACAAGGAAAUUUGAAUAAAGUUAUUACAAACGGAGUUGCACUUUUUAUGUUAUGGUGUGUAGCCUGGUCAUUCUCAGGCCCCGAAGUUCUCCCUGGUGGAAAUUUAUUUGGACUAUUAAUUAUUUUUUGUAGUGCCAUGAUUGGGGGGAAAAUUUUGGAACUCAUUAGAAUACCUUCAGUGCCUCAACUUCCACCUCUUCUUGGGAUGUUACUGGCAGGUUUUACCAUCAGGAAUGUUCCAUUCCUCAGUGAUUACAUCCAUAUUAAUAACACAUGGUCUUCAACUUUAAGAAACACUGCCCUUACCGUUAUCCUAAUACAAGCUGGGCUUGGACUCGAUCCACAGGCUUUGAAGCAUUUGAAGAGAGUUUGUUUAAGAUUGGCUCUAGGUCCAUGCCUCAUAGAGGCAUGUUCAACUGCUGUUAUUUCCCACUUCCUUAUGAAUUUUCCCUGGCAAUGGGGAUUUCUUUUGGGUCUUUCUAUUAGUUUUGUAGUAGGCGCUGUCUCUCCUGCUGUUGUUGUCCCUUCCAUGCUACUUUUGCAAGAAAAUGGAUAUGGUAUUAAGAAAGGCAUUCCAACCUUACUAAUAGCUGCUAGCAGUUUGGAUGACAUCAUCGCAAUCACUGGAUUCAGUGCGUGCUUGAGCAUAGCCUUCUCCUCAGGCAGUGUACUUAAAAAUAUCCUCGCCUCUUUCCGGGACAUACUUAUUGGUGUGCUGGCAGGAGCUAUUUUGGGAAUUUUUGUUCGAUAUUUUCCAAGUGAAGAUCAGACAAAACUUUCACUGAAGAGAGCAUUCCUUAUUUUGAGUAUGUGUGUUUCCGCUGUCUUGGGCAGCCAUCAUAUUGGUUUACAUGCAGCUGGAGGAUUAUUCACACUAGCGUUGUCUUUUGUUGCUGGGGUAAAUUGGUCCACGGAAAAGAUUAGAGUCCAAAGAGUUAUUAAAACUGUAUGGUGUAUUUUUCAACCCCUUCUUUUUGGUUUGAUUGGAUCAGAAGUAUCUGUUACAUCUCUUAAAUCAAAUGCUAUUGGCAUUUGUGUUGUUACCAUGAGUUUGGCAUUAUUGGUUCGAAUUUCUUGUACUUUUUUAUUGAUGUGUUUUGCUGGUUUUAGUUUUAAGGAGAAAAUAUUUAUUGCUUUAUCGUGGAUCCCCAAAGCUACAGUCCAGGCUGUAUUAGGUCCCCUGGCUCUAGAAACAGCAAGCAUCAGCGCACCCCACUUGGAACCAUAUUCAAGGGAUGUGAUGACAAUAGCAUUUUUAGCCAUCUUGAUCACAGCUCCAAAUGGAGCUCUAAUUAUUGGCAUACUGGGUCCCAAAAUACUUGCACGCCAUGAUCCAAGCAAAAUCAAUGUGAAAUUGACAAAAUUAGAUCUUCAUUGAAAAGUUUAUUUGCCAUCACCUGCCUGCUUCUUUUAAUAAAUUAUCUUACAUGAGAGAAAAGUUAAAACAUACAAGUGUGUGGAGAUUGUACAUAGAACCAAGGAUUUAAUAAAUGUGUAAUUUCAUUACA
Leopardus geoffroyi (Geoffroy's cat) is the source of this 1997-nucleotide messenger RNA. It is a transcript of the gene SLC9B1, whose product is annotated as solute carrier family 9 member B1. Gene Ontology annotation, molecular function: antiporter activity. Gene Ontology annotation, biological process: proton transmembrane transport. The record is from RefSeq and is a predicted model, not a curated record. Bases 314 to 1867 code for a protein of 517 amino acids. Gene Ontology annotation, cellular component: membrane. The transcript has 14 exons. Lineage: Eukaryota; Metazoa; Chordata; Mammalia; Carnivora; Felidae.